CGCGCUUUUAUAAACACUCCGUAAUGCUGUUUCCAUAGCAAUGGCGUCGAAUUGUCAAGAAAUAUCUAGAUUUUUCGGAAUUACCUAUAAAUUCGACAUCUAGUGCUUGUCCUGCAGUUUAAAUUCGAAUUCUGGCCUGCGUUUUCGUGCUUUCCUUGUGACAGCGAUCCGAAUUUAUUUAAUUCUGCACUUGAGCUGAGUGUUAUCUUGCAAUUUGUGAGCCGUGUUGCUUUGUUUACAUUUGGAGCAAACGUUUGUUUACAUCUGAUUCGAAAUGGCUUUGCUACCUUGGAUAUCCCGAAGUUGGUGGGAUCCAUGGGAGUAUCCAUCCCGAGUUUUUGACCCAUUUUUUGGACUGAGAUCUUAUGACAGUGAGUUUCUACCACCUACGUUAUACCACGGAUUAGUGCAGCCGGGACUUGACAUCGAUUCUUCGUACUUGUCUGAAGUGAAGAACGAUCCUGAUUUGUUCAAAGUGAUGGUCAAUGUCAGUCACUUCAAGCCAGAGGAAAUCGAGGUGAAAAUUAAAGACGACAGUGUUGUCAUCCACGCUAAACAUGAAGAAAAGACUGAUCAGCAUGGAUUUGUUUCAAGAGAAUUCACGCGGCGGUACAUGCUGCCGGAAGGUACGGAAGCUGAUAAUGUGAAAUCAUCGCUUAGUCCAAAUGGAAUUCUCACAAUUGAAGCACCCAAAAAGACUGUAGAAGAACUUCCAAGUAAUGAAAGAGUUGUGCCAAUAACUGUAGAGAAACCUGGUUUUGGUAGCAGACUUAAGAAAUGGUUUGGAUUUGGAAAAUAGAUAUGUAUUUGUGCUAUGAACUAUAAACUCAUCUAAUCUGUUCUUGUUAAUAUCAAAUUUUUGAUACUAAUUAUGAUUCUAUGUGUAUAUGUUUUAACAUAAGGCAGCUGAUAUUAUUUUAGUGCUUAUAUUAA
Argiope bruennichi is the source of this 933-nucleotide messenger RNA. RefSeq names its product alpha-crystallin A chain-like. Gene Ontology annotation, biological process: protein refolding; response to heat. Gene Ontology annotation, molecular function: protein folding chaperone. Lineage: Eukaryota; Metazoa; Arthropoda; Arachnida; Araneae; Araneidae. The record is from RefSeq and is a predicted model, not a curated record. The transcript has a single exon. Bases 275 to 799 code for a protein of 174 amino acids.